UGCCCCAUAUUUUCUAUUUUCCUAUCAGUGAUUUGGUUAUAAGGAAUGAGUGAAUGACAGUGAGAGAACAACUCAACCCGGUCGUUGAACUAAACAAGACGCAGGUGAUACCAUUCAUUCCAAAUGAGUCCAGAACAAUUUCGAAUGCUUUGCGCUGCAGCCUGCAGGUUCACAUGCCCCAUUUUACCAUCAAAAUGUUCUUUUUUCCCUUAUGAAACCGCUGCUUAGCAAAUCUAGAACACGAGAGAAUACAGGCCCAAAUUCACCAAAAGUAAUGUUUAUUUCUGUUAUAUUUGUAGGCCUAAUUAUGUGUCGGAAAUGUUUCAUACACUGUCCUAUAUGUACCACCCCUAAAAACCAACUUAUUCAACGUGCCAGAUUUAUGUGUCAACCACAAUCAAAUCUGCAUUUCACCUAAACAGUGCGACAGUAGUACGUGAAAUUUAUGUAGCAGGGCUGAUCAAGAAAUUUAGCAUUUCAUCUGAAAAGUUGGGAUGAAGACACCGAAACUGUAGGUGGGGAUUGGGAAGCGCAAGGGGAUACAUUUUCGCCCGUCCUCUCGCGCUGCCGUCUCUACGCCUCGCCGGAGCGCGCGCGCACGCGGCGCGGGGCAUGCCGGAGCGCCGCCUACCGAUAACCGCUCCGGCCGCGGCCGGAUCCCGCCGCCAUUCCCGGCGGACGCGGCGCCGCUGCCGCCUAAUCCUCCUCCUCUCCCUCGCCCUCGCGCUUCUCUCCCUCGCCUACCUCUCCUUCUCCUCCCACGCCAACCUCCCGUUCCACGUGAUACAUCAUGGCCUGGCUAACAAGAACUUUUUGAAGGGAAAGGAUCAGGGAUACAGCUCUGAUGCUACUAAUAUCUCUAUGACUAAAGCUGAGUUGGAACUACCCAAAGGUCGAAAGAAAUCUCGCAAACGUUAUGUUCCAUGUGAAAUUCAUUUUUUGCCAUCGGUUGAUGAUCUUGUGGACCCUGCUCACUACAACAAUUUUACACAGUUCUCUUUGAACUAUAUAUUGAAGGAGGAAGUAUUGCCUGGUAAUGGCUUCAUUAAACCGUUGUUUGGUGGACACCAGAGUCUUCAGGAAAGAGAAGUGGCGUACCAUGCACAAGACCAAACCCUCCACUGUGGUUUUGUAAGUGGGACAGAGGGUUACCCUAGUACUGGAUUUGAUUUGGAUGAAAAUGACAGAAGAUAUAUGGCUACCUGCCGUGUUGCCGUGUCAUCAUGCAUUUUUGGAAGCUCUGAUUACUUGAGGAGACCAACUAAAAGCAGGAUUGGCUCUUACGCUAAGAAGAAUGUGUGCUUCGUCAUGUUCAUGGAUGACCUAACACUGGCAACCCUUUCCUCUGAAGGACACAUGCCUGAUGAAAAUGGAUUCAUUGGCCUGUGGAGAAUUGUUGUAGUUAAGAACUUACCAUACAAAGAUAUGCGAAGAGCUGGGAAGGUGCCAAAAUUUCUGGCUCAUCGACUCUUCACAUCCGCCAUGUACUCUAUAUGGUUGGAUAGCAAACUGCGUCUCCAUGCUGAUCCAGUGCUUAUCAUUGAGUAUUUCUUAUGGAGAAACAAAGCAGAAUACGCCAUUUCAAUGCACUAUGAUCGCUAUUGUGUAUGGGAUGAAGUGCUCCAAAACAAGCGCUUGAACAAGUACAAUCAUGCUGCUAUUGAUGAGCAAUUUCGCUUUUACCAGUCUGAUGGUCUUCUGAAGUUUAAUGACUCUGGCCAACAGCCUGUUCUUCCAAGCUAUGUGCCUGAAGGAUCAUUCAUUGUGCGUGCCCAUACACCGAUGUCUAAUUUGUUUUCCUGCCUUUGGUUUAAUGAAGUCAACCGUUUUACCUCGCGUGAUCAGCUGAGUUUUACAUACACUUACUUGAAGCUCAGGAGAAUGAAUCCAGGGAAACCUUUUCACCUCAAUAUGUUUAAGGAUUGUGAAAGAAGAGCAAUAGCUAAACUGUUCCAUCACCGAACUAACGAGACUACAUAUCCACCACCAGUUAAUCUUCAAUUGGACAAGACUCGCUCAUCGCUACAAGGCUGAGACUGCCAUUUGAGGAUUUAACAGCAAUAUAACUCUAUGUCAUCCAAGUGUUUACUUUCUUAUUGAGCAGCACUGUUGUGUUCUGUUUUGAUCGGAGGAGCAGAAAAGGAGUCAGUCAAUAUUUUUGGUGGCAAAUCAUCAAUUUAUUCGAGAAGUGGCAGUGUGCGUAACAUGCUUGUAGAGAAAAUAAAUCAAGUAAUCUUUGCACAGCCAUUGGUAGUAGAAUCGUAGAAAUACCAAUUAUUACUUUCAGGAAAAUCUUUUCGAUUUUGACUUAAUGUUGUUAUAAUGUUCAACGAACGAAUUUAAAUGUUGGUAUGAGACCGUCUUUUUCCCCCUUUCUAUGCUCAUACGCACAUGGCAACAUGUAUCAUUUUUCAGGCUUUGCAAGUACAUACGCCUAGAGUAGUUUUUGAA
This is a messenger RNA of Phragmites australis (common reed), 2451 nucleotides long. Its product is annotated as probable hexosyltransferase MUCI70. Lineage: Eukaryota; Viridiplantae; Streptophyta; Magnoliopsida; Poales; Poaceae. Bases 613 to 2034 code for a protein of 473 amino acids. The record is from RefSeq and is a predicted model, not a curated record. The transcript has 8 exons.